Molecule: messenger RNA, 969 nt
Organism: Megalopta genalis
Lineage: Eukaryota; Metazoa; Arthropoda; Insecta; Hymenoptera; Halictidae
Source: RefSeq, a predicted model, not a curated record
ACUGGUGAGCAUGAAAACAAUUUCUUAGAUCUUUCGGUUGGCACUGGUAGCAGUGAAGAUCUUGGAGAAACAGAAGUUGGACUGCAAGUCGGACAUUCUCGCAAUUUUACGUUAAGUCCUGAAAUGACUGAUUGUGAUAGUAACUGCGGAGAUCUUGAUAGCGAAGUUUCCUUAAUGAUGAUGGAUAAUGAAUUGAUACCAGCCAGUGGGCUUCUUGGAUCUGUCGGCGACUUAGGAAAUAAUUCAGAUUCAUUACGAAUAUACACUAGCAUGCCGGUUCUUGAGGAUGGUUUGUCCAGCGGUCAUGCUAGUGAUACUGAUAAUAAUAAUCCAACGGUAAUGUUAAUGAAACGACAGAUUAAUGAAAUUGAGAAGGAGAUUAUUCAAAGAAGUCGCGUAAACGACACUGGCUAUCCUACUGCAGCGGAAAACGAUUCGACCGGAAAUGACCUUUCCGGUUUAACCGUCAGCAAAGAUAUUUUACAUUCUUUAAAAUCUUCAUCACCUGAUUUGUUUGUUCCUAAAAAAGAAAAUUCGUAUGACGCAAAUGAAUUACAACUUGAUGGUCUGGAUCCUCUUGGUACACCUCCACCUCCAGCACCUCAAGCUAGACAAACAGUCAAUUUAGAAAUAGGUGGCGAAGUCGAAGCUGCUAUUAAAGAUAUUAGAAUGGCAUUGCAAAGGACUAAGACUUUACCUGUGAAACCUUCAACGGAAGAACCCCUGGAACCUAAUGUCAGUCCUAUUUGGAUACCAAGGCGGAGGAUUUGCGUAGAAAAUAAUAGUGAAGAUUCGGAAAUGCGACGUGCGGGUGAAGAAGCAGACGUUGAAAUUGAGGAAGGGCCAGACGAAGAAGAGGCAGAUACAGAUCUCGAAACUGAUCGUUUGCUUGGUCAACAAAGAACAGAUGAUCAGGGCUUUUACGAUGAUAAGGUAAGAUUUACAAUACAAUGAGAAGUAGUAAAUAAA